Messenger RNA from Heteronotia binoei (common prickly gecko), 2598 nucleotides. RefSeq lists its product as uncharacterized. The transcript has 7 exons. Lineage: Eukaryota; Metazoa; Chordata; Lepidosauria; Squamata; Gekkonidae. Bases 1 to 1167 code for a protein of 388 amino acids. The record is from RefSeq and is a predicted model, not a curated record.
AUGUCUGAAGCCAAUGAAAGGAGGCAUACUGCUCCCAGGAAUAUCAAGCAAAAGAUGCCAAUGUUUAUAAAGCUGCAGCAUCAGGAGGUGCGAGAGGAAGAGGUGGCCCUUCAGGGGAGCCUUCAGGAGGUGCUAGAAGGUGCCACAGAAGAGUCUUUGGUUUGUGACACCCAGGAGGAGUUUUGUCCUGUGCCGAGCGAGAGCCCGGAAGGAAACCUGGAGUGCUCAGCAAAUGAGCUGCAGCAUCAGGAGGUGCGAGAGGAAGAGGUGGCCCUUCAGGGGAGCCUUCAGGAUGUACUAGAAGGUGCCACAGAAGAGUCUUUGGUUUGUGACACCCAGGAGGAGCUUUGUCCUCUGCCGAGCGAGAGCCCGGAAGGAAACCUGGAGUGCUCAGCAAAUGAGAGCCAAGACAUCGACAGAAGGCAGCAAGAGGAACAGGAAGAAGAGGAAGCCUCUCAGGAUAGUCGAAAUGUUGUGGAGGAAGGGGCAGUAGACGACCCUUUGCUUUCUAGUUCCCCAGAGGAGUCUUCGCCUUCGCCAGAUGAACAACACAAAGUACCCUUGGAGGUCAUAGUAAAUGUGGUGACCUCUGUCUACAGCCAGGACAGUGAUGGGCAGGUGACAGAGAGCCCCCAGACCCCCAGGCCAGAGUCUCCUGACGGUGACUACUUAGCACAAGAGAGCUGCUACCUCACAGACCGCGAAGACCUCCACCAGGACUCUGGUGCUUCCACGGGCUACUUCCCUUGCUACCUCACCUACAGCAAUCUCCCCCCCUACCAGUCUGAGAGUGACGAUGAACUUCCAGACCCCCCGGCCAGUCCUGAGGCCAGCCUCCAAGUUGAGGGCACUUUGCAGGACAAAGCCAGCGAGAAGGAAGGAGGAGUGGAAGGCAGCCCCAGAGGGGAAGAGGCCAAGAGUCCGGCAGUGGCCAAGACAGGAGAGCCAACCCCGUCGGCUCCCAGCUGCCCGUCCGCCGCACCCACGUCCCGCCGGAGCGUCACCAACUUUUUUCAGUGGGUCCGCAACGUCUUUAGCCGGUCUUCCCUAAGGAGUCAACAGCGCAGCCCAGCUGCAAGAGGCGAAAGGCAGCGCAAAAAUAUCGGCACGCGGCUGCGAGGCUGGAUCAGGAAGCACCGGGGGCGAGUGCACCCCGACAACUGCUGAGGCGCAGACAGGUGACCUUGUCGGGAUUUCAAGGCAAGAGAGGUGGUUUGUCAUUUCUUGGCCUCUUCAUCACAACCCUGGACUUCCUUGGGGGCCUCCCAUCCUAAUAUUGACCCCCUGCUUAGCUUCUUCGAUCUGACAAGACCAGGCCUGCCGGGGCAUCCAGGUCAGGACAACAUGGACGUUAGCCGAUAUCUAUUACGGAUCGGGUACCAGGGUCCCGCCCAGCCUUCUCUGGAGACCUUGCGCCGUCUCCACCGUUGCCAUCUCCUCUCCGUGCCCUUUGGGAGCCUGAGCAUCCACUGUGGGGAGCCAAUCUCCUUGGCGUUGCCCCUUCUCUACGACAAGAUUGUCUGGUGCCACCGGGACGGUUUCUGUUACGAGCUGAACGGGCUUUUCUUGUGGCUGCUGCAGACACUGGGAUUUGACACCAAAGCAGUGUCCGGUCAUGUCCGGAACCCUUUCACGGGGCACUAUGGCCCCCCUAUGCACCAUAUGGUGAUUUUGGUCCAGUUGGAUGGACGCUCCUUCCUCUGCGAUGUCGGUUUUGGGGAAGCCUUUCUAGAGCCACUGGAGUUGAAGCCGGACUCAGAGCAAGUCCAAGAUGGAGGCAUCUUCUGGCUCGGCAAUAAGGGGGGAGUUUGGGUCUUGGAUCGCCGGUAAGUUCCUGGCAAGGAAGGGAGACCUUUGUAUCAAUUCACCCUUGAGGAGAAGAAGCUGGAGGAUUUUGCUGACAUGUGCCUUUAUCACCAGACUUCGCCCAGUUCUAUCUUCCCCUGCAAAUCCUUCUGUUCCUUGCAUCAGGAAGACGGUGGGCGCCUUACUUAUAUGGGAUGGCGUCUCAUCUCCACAAUGGGGGAGAAACGUACGGAGACCCCACUGCAAAGCUCUGAGAUCCCAGCCGUCCUGCGUGAGAAAUUUGGGAUUCAGUUGGAGAGGGACUUCGAGCCAAAGGAUGAAAAGAUCAUGCCACCUCCUGAAGAAGACUGAGAAAGUAGAAGGGAAACGGGUCUCCGAUUUGGACAGCAGGCUAGAAACUGGAUUAUACAUCAUCUCUUUGCACACACGUUUCAGUCUCUGUCAGAACUGAUGUCAUAUCACAGGAUGUUCCAGAGCCUGGCAUGAGGAGGCCGGGGUUUCAGUUCUGAAUAUUCCCUUGUCUUCGAGGCAUCCGAUGUGAUAUUUUGGAAAGAUACCAUUGCAGCAGUCUGUUUGAAAAAAAAAAUGCUGGUCCUUUACAAAAGCAAUUUGAUCAUUUUUCUAGUGCGGUUUACAGUUUUUUCGAGUUGCACUUAAAGGCCUCGAUAUAAUCUUAAGGACCACAACAUGUGAACUUGAAUGCAUAUUGUUAAUGAGCGUAUGGAAAAUUUAUUGUGUAAAAUUCAUUGAAUGAUUAUACAGGUGACUGCAAAUAAUAUGUUUCUAUUAUUA